AUGGAAGACGGCAAGAACAGCGGACGCAAAGAUGAAGAGCUAGUGGACGAGAAGAAGUACUUCCAGAAGGUGCUUGACGACAUCGUGAGCCUCAAUUCCCUCUUCACUGUCGCCGUCUUCAUCGGCCUCUCUUUCGCCCAGCCAGGCCAAGUUCAGAGCCUCGCAGAUGACCCCCGUUGCCACCCGGGCGCCAAUCUGCGCAAGCGGCUGGUAGCCUUUGAGAUCGCCUCCUUCAGCAGCUUCAUCUUUGCUGGCUUCCUCGCCAAGUCUGUCAAGGUCUUCCUCUACAUCUCCAAGAAGCGGGAUGCCCUAGAAAGAGAAAACAAUAACAACUCCCUGGAAGGGAAGGACAACCCGCACCGCAGAUUGAUGAGCGUCAUCGGGUUCUAUUUGUCAAUCUAUGGGACCAUGGUCGGGUGCUCGCUGCUGCUCCUGGCCAUGGUUGACGUCGUCCAGAUCAAGCUUGGCCUCCUCUCUUGCCGCAGCAAGUUCACGGUCGCCACUGUCUGCGCCAUGGUUGGCGUCAUCGGCCUUGGCCUGCUGACCUUCUUCUUUACAGUGACCCACGGCCUGUUGAUCGCCGCCAUAAAAGUGAAACCGCAACAGAAUAAUGGCCCCGCCCCGAAGGAGGCUGAGAAGGUAUGA
Molecule: messenger RNA, 645 nt
Organism: Eucalyptus grandis
Lineage: Eukaryota; Viridiplantae; Streptophyta; Magnoliopsida; Myrtales; Myrtaceae
Exons: 2
Coding region: 1-645 (214 amino acids)
Source: RefSeq, a predicted model, not a curated record